GAGACACAGGACCAUGAGAGGAAGAUGCCUCGAGCCGGUCUGAUCACCGCUGAGAACAACAGUGAUAUUGAUCUGGAGUUUACAGGUGACGAGGAUGAAGUGUCCACUUUUCAAGAGGAGCUUGAGAGGGGAAGACACAGAGGGAGGAGAAGGGAUGGUGACAGAGAGAAAAAGAAGAGGGGGAAUAGGAGGAGAAAAGGAGCAUCUAAAGAAACGGUAGAAGGGGAAGAGGAAUCCCAGAACAGGCUUGAGAAAAGAGAAAGGAGGAGAAAGAGAGCAAAACGCCAUCAAGAAGCAAGAGGACGAGAGAGGGACGAGGAGGAGCAGGCAAAAAUAAAAAGUGGUAAGAAGGCAAAAACAAGGAAGAAGGUCAAAAAUGAGAAAACAAGAAAAGUGGAGGAAAAGGAGGAGGAGGAAGGAGAGGCUGGAGAAAGAAAUGCCAAGGGAAAAAUGAAGCAUGGAGGUGCCAAACGUGAAGAGAAAAAAGAAGAUGGAGGUAAACACACAGUAAAGGAGAAAGCACAGGAAGUUAAGAAGAAAAAGCACAAGACAGUAGUUGAAACAAGUUCAGAGGAGGAGAUGAGUGAGGAAGCCAAUGAAGACAAUGAGGAAGAGGAGAAGGAGUUGAGGCCAGAGUCUCUAUCGCCGGAGGAACUGGAGAACCUGAAGGAGGCAGUGGACGAAAGGAAGAAACUGAUCCAGAGUCUGAGGGGAAAACCCUGGCCAAUGAAAAAGAAACUUGUCACUUUACGAGAGUCUCAGGAGUUUGUGGAGAAAUAUGAGGGAGCUCUGGGGAAAGGGAAAGGCAGAAGGCUCUAUGCUUACAAGGUCAUGAUGUCCAAGAAAUGGAUGAAGUUUCAACGGGACUUUGAAAACUUCAAAACUGUUUGCAUUCCAUGGGAGAUGAAAAUAAAGGAGAUUGAAAGUCAUUUUGGCUCCUCAGUUGCUUCUUACUUUAUCUUCCUGAGGUGGAUGUAUGGCAUCAACAUGAUCCUGUUUGGUCUUACCUUUGGCCUCGUGAUGGUUCCAGAGGCAUUGAUGGGAAGGCCCUAUGGCAGCAUCUCAAGAAAAACUGUCCCCAGGGCCGAGGAGGCCAGUGCCAUGGACUUUGCUGUCUUAUGGGACUGUGGGGGUUAUGCUCAGUAUUCCGUCCUUUUCUAUGGAUACUAUAACAGCCAGCGUGCCAUUGGCUGGCUUAAGUUCCGUAUGCCUCUGUCGUACUUCCUGGUCGGUGUGGGAACUGUGGCCUACAGCUACAUGGUGGUCAUAAGAACGAUGGCCCGCAAUUCAAACGAGUCGGGGGGUGGAGAUGAUAACAGCUUUAAUUUUAGCUGGAAGAUGUUCACCAGCUGGGACUACCUGAUAGGAAACCCUGAAACUGCAGACAACAAGUUUGCCUCCAUCACCACCAGUUUCAAGGAGGCGAUCUUAGAGGAGCAGGAGAGUCACAAGGACGACAACAUCCAUCUGACCCGUUUUCUGCGGGUGCUGGCCAACUUCCUGGUCUUGUGCUGUUUGGCAGGAAGUGGAUACCUCAUCUACUUUGUAGUGCGUCGCUCUCAGAAGUUUGCCCUAGACGGACUCGAUACUCACACCUGGUGGGAAAGGAAUGAGGUGAACAUGGUCAUGUCACUGCUGGGGAUGUUCUGCCCCAUGCUGUUUGACGUCAUCAGCGCCCUGGAGAACUACCACCCGCGUGUCGCCCUGCAGUGGCAGCUGGGUCGCAUCUUUGCCCUCUUCCUGGGAAAUCUCUACACCUUCAUCAUCGCAUUGAUGGACGAGAUCAACCUCAAAAGGGAGGAGGAAAUGAUCAUAAAGUAUAAUAUAAGCAUGUGGGAAGCCAGUUUUUACAACAGCUCAGUAUCAGGAAACAGCACUGCUCCUCCCGUCAUUAUCCAACCUGCUGACGUGCCCAGGGGGCCCUGCUGGGAAACCAUGGUGGGGCAGGAGUUUGUCCGGCUGAUCAUAUCUGAUACCAUGACAACCUACAUCACGCUGCUGAUCGGGGAUUUCCUGAGAGCCGUGCUCGUUCGGUUUCUCAACUACUGCUGGUGUUGGGACCUGGAGGCUGGAUUUCCUUCCUACUCGGAGUUUGAUGUCAGUGGGAACGUCCUGAGCCUGAUCUUCAAUCAAGGAAUGAUAUGGAUGGGUGCGUUCUAUGCCCCCUGUCUCCCUGCCCUGAACGUCCUCCGGCUCCAUGUGUCCAUGUACCUGCAGUGCUGGGCAGUGAUGUGCUGUAACGUGCCACAGGAAAGAGUCUUCAAGGCCUCCGGAUCCAACAACUUCUACAUGGCCAUGUUGCUGGUCAUCCUCUUCCUGUCCACUCUGCCCGCCAUUUACACCAUCGUCACCAUUCCUCCUUCCUUUGACUGUGGACCCUUCAGUGGUAAAAAACGUAUGUUUGAUGUGAUCGCUGAGACGCUGGAGUCCGACUUCCCUGCCUGGUUUGGUAAAGUGUUCAGCUCUGCUUCUAACCCCGGACUGGUGCUGCCCUUCAUACUGCUCAUGGUACUAGCCAUCUAUUACUUGCAAUCCACAUCCAAGAGCUACAAAGAAGUUAAUGUGGAACUGAAGAAAAAACUACAAGCGCAAAAUGAAGAAAACAAGAAGAAGAACAAACGAGCAGCGCUGAAGGCACAAACGGAUCUGGAGGAGGCCAGAAAUGCAACAUCACAGACUGCACAGCAACAACAAGAGACAGAUGGAGACGAAAAACAUGCCAGCCGUCAGAGGCUUCAUCAUGGUACGACCGGACACAACCCUCCGCCUCCAGACCACGAACGGCGACCUCUGGCCACCAGGGCUCCCGUCCCCAGGCCCUAUCACCACGACAACCACGGCACUCCCGGGUACCUGCCUGGGUUCUCUCAGCAAAGUGAACCCAGGUUGUACAGGGUGCCCAGCCUGCAGAGACACUGAGCAGUGACAACAGCAUGGCACUGACAGAGACUGAAAACAAAGCACUUUACUGAGAGUUGAUGUUCAGCUGCAAACUGUAAAGUGAGAGGAAAGAGACUCGAAACACCAGUUUUUGUGAAACGAUGUUUUCACAAUUGAGAGACAAUGGAGAUAAGUGUUUGUAAAUACAGAUGCAAUUUUUUUUAACUUAAAUUUUCUCAAAAUUUUGCGCAAUUGUUCUUAUGUCUGUCAGUGUUGUUUGAAACCACUAUCUGUAGUGAAUUAAAUCUGCAGUAUUAUUUGGAAAUAUGUCAAAUGCAUGUCUUUAAGUCAAUUAUGGGUGUGCAGCCUCCAUCCAGAGAAGAUACACAGGUCUCCAUUAACCCUGCUUGAUUUAAUCUUUCAUAUCAGAGCGGCUCAAUGCUCCAAAUCUAUUAUUACCUCUGCCAAGGAGGUUAUGUUUUUAUCUACACUUGUUUGUUUGUUUAUCAACAGCAUUAUGGGGAAACUC
Pleuronectes platessa (European plaice) is the source of this 3409-nucleotide messenger RNA. RefSeq names its product transmembrane channel-like 1 (gene tmc1). Gene Ontology annotation, cellular component: plasma membrane. The transcript has 20 exons. The record is from RefSeq and is a predicted model, not a curated record. Lineage: Eukaryota; Metazoa; Chordata; Actinopteri; Pleuronectiformes; Pleuronectidae. Gene Ontology annotation, molecular function: mechanosensitive monoatomic ion channel activity. Gene Ontology annotation, biological process: detection of mechanical stimulus involved in sensory perception of sound; vestibular reflex. The coding region runs from base 25 to 2919 and encodes 964 amino acids.